Molecule: messenger RNA, 5565 nt
Organism: Anneissia japonica
Lineage: Eukaryota; Metazoa; Echinodermata; Crinoidea; Comatulida; Comatulidae
Product: inosine-5'-monophosphate dehydrogenase 1a-like
Exons: 15
Coding region: 198-1811 (537 amino acids)
Biological process (GO): GTP biosynthetic process
Cellular component (GO): cytoplasm
Molecular function (GO): IMP dehydrogenase activity
Source: RefSeq, a predicted model, not a curated record
AAUGUUGUAUUGUUGUUGUUGAUGGUUGGUUGCACAAUCGAUUUUAUUUUAUGUUGCACACUUUUUGAAACAUACUUGCGACAGGUUUGAUUAAACAAACAACCUCGUCCAUUAAUCUGGUAGCGUGAAUCAACACAGCUAAAAAAAAAAAACCCCGGUGUUCGUUUAGGAAACAUUCCAGUAAAUCGUUUCGGGAAAUGGCAGAAUGUAGCCUGGCAAAUGGCACACGCGGCAGUAAAACACCGCCCACAAAAGACGGGGUAACAGCUGCUGAGCUUUUCCUCGAGGAGGGCCUUACAUAUAACGAUUUUCUCAUCUUACCAGGCUAUAUCGACUUCGCUGCAGACGAUGUGGAUUUAACGUCAAAAUUGACCAGGAGGAUUAGCCUGAAGGCGCCGCUCGUUUCGUCGCCCAUGGAUACCGUCACAGAAUCAUCCAUGGCCAUCGUCAUGGCACUCUGUGGUGGCAUUGGAAUAAUCCAUCAUAACUGUACCCCAGAAUUCCAAUCUAAUGAAGUCCGAAAAGUAAAGAAAUACGAGCAAGGCUUCAUCUUAGAUCCUGUAGUGAUGGGACCUGACAACACAGUGGCUGACGUUUUCUCGGCAAAGGCAAGGAAUGGUUUUUCAGGCAUCCCCAUCACAGAGAAUGGUCAAAUGGGUGGUAAACUUCUCGGUAUUGUGACAGCGCGCGAUAUCGACUUCUUGUCUCGCGAACAGUACAAAGUGAAGCUAAAUGAAGUGAUGACGCCGCGGGAACUAUUGACUGUUGCGUCCUCGGGCAUCAAACUCAAGGAAGCAAACGAUAUGCUCCAAAAGUCAAAGAAAGGGAAAUUACCGAUAGUCAAUGAAAAAGAUGAACUGGUUUCGCUGAUCUCGCGAACGGAUUUGAAAAAGCAUCGUGAAUUUCCUCUUGCUUCAAAAGACGAACAUAAACAGCUUCUAGUCGGAGCUGCUAUUGGAACGAGAGAAGAUGAUAAAGACCGUUUGGACAUGUUGGUCAAUGCUGGCGUUGAUGUUGUUGUAUUGGAUUCGUCGCAAGGAAACUCGAUCUACCAGAUCAACUUGAUAAAAUAUAUCAAACAAAAGUAUUCCGACCUUCAGGUUGUCGGUGGGAAUGUGGUAACCACCUCCCAGGCUAAGACCUUGAUUGCAGCCGGCGUGGACGCCCUUCGGGUCGGUAUGGGUAGCGGCUCUAUCUGCAUCACGCAAGAAGUUCCAGCCAUGGAACAGGACGUUAAAGUGGUCCUUUAUGAGGGUCAGCAGACUCCAAAGAUGAUGGCAGUAGGGCGCCCUCAAGGUACUGCUGUGUACAAUGUUGCUGCAUUUGCAAGGGAAGCGGGGGUGCCGGUCAUCGCAGAUGGGGGAGUGUCUUCUGUUGGCCAUAUCACAAAAGCCCUUGCUUUGGGUGCAUCUACUGUGAUGAUGGGAAGUUUGUUGGCUGGUACAACUGAGGCUCCAGGUGAAUACUUUUUUUCGGAUGGUGUCAGGCUGAAGAAAUAUCGGGGUAUGGGGUCACUGGAUGCCAUGGAAACCAACAAGUCAAGUGCCUCCAGAUAUUUUAGUGAAAGUGACAAGCUAAAAGUUGCACAGGGUGUUUCCGGAUCUAUUGUGGAUAAAGGUUCCAUUCAUAAAUUUGUUCCGUAUCUAAUUGCUGGAAUCCAACAUGGCUGCCAAGACAUCGGAGCCAGGUCAACUGAAGUUCUACGUGACAUGAUGUACGAUGGGAAACUUCGAUUUGAGAAACGCACAGUUUCUGCACAGGUAGAGGGCGGUGUGCAUAGUUUGCAUUCCUACGAGAAACGUCUAUACUGAAGGCAAAAGAAUCUGCUGUUCCGAGAACUCCUACCAUCCGUAUGUGAUCCGUGUAUUAAAAUUGACUGCAUAAUCUGCGAAGGGAUUACCCUUUUGUUGAUUUUAAUGUCAGUAAAAUGGUGUAUAAUUUAUGAAUCUUAUUUUAAUUUGUUUGCUAUUAUAUUCAUAGCAGAAACUUAUGUUCUGUUAUUCAUACGUGUAAAACUAAUAACUUUCAUUUAAAAAAUUAAGUGAUGAGUUUUCUAUGAUUUUUAUUAAGCAAUAGAAAGGUCGUUUCUAUUUUUUUUUUUUUUUUGAUGUGCAGAAUUGUACACCAUUAAAGAUUAUUUUACUGUGGUUUAUCCCAAAUAUUGUAAGAACACAAAAAAACUAAUUUUCUUGGUAACUGGGUGUUCAGUGUGUUAGGAGUUUGCUGGUAAUUAGAAAUACAUUUUUGUGAUUAAUUGUAAUAAUAAUGUAAGCCUUGGAUACUAUUUGAUAUUUGGUGUGUGAUAGUAUACAUAUGGAUUUUCAUGAGUGCAAUGGUAUAGAAUAUUUUUUAACAAGAGUUGAAUAGUACAUUCCAUCUUUCACUGAAAGAAAAUAUUGUAUUCCAUUGUAUGAAUGAAAACUUUCAUUUUGUUAUAUAUAGAACUUAUACAGUGUAAAGUAUAAAGAUUGUCAUUUGUUUGGUGGUUUUCUAAUAAAAAGAAAAAGAUGGGCUGAAAAAAAGAAUUGGACAGCGAAGUCAGCAAAUGGCACAAAAGAUUAACAAAAAAAUUGAUGUCUGCUAUGAAAUUUACUUUUUUUUUCAUUGAAUAAAAUAAACACUGUUUUAAUCCCAUGUUAUCUAUACUCGACCCAUUCAUUUAAGAAGAAUUCAGAUUUGUGUAUAAUAAUAGCUUAACCAAUUUAGAAUUUGUGAAAACAAUUUCUUGUUAAUAUAAGUGUUGUUUAAAGUACACUAGAAAUUAUUCAAAUGUUUUGUAGUUCAUUGCUAAUAGUUAGCCUUGGUAUUGUUAAGAAUGGUUGUUGGGUGUUGAGCUUUGAAUUAAUACACCAUAUUGGAAACUCUGUGCUAUACGUCAAACCAGUAAUAGUUGCCUUGGGUAUUUUAAAGCAAAAUUUAUGAAUGGAACAUAAGUAUUUAGAAAAAAAUAAAAUUUAAACCAAAAUGUGUAUCUUUCUUUCACUGCCCUGACUUGGAUGCCAUUAUACUUAAUACAAAAGGUUUCAAAUAAUAAUUGUAGUGGAGGGUGUGCUGUGUAAUACGUACAUAUUCAUAAUUUGCAUUCCAUGUGUAAUUAAUGGGAAUAUUUAUUUAAGAGGACAUAAGAGUUGUUAUAAUUGUACAAAUUGUGCUAAGUACAGUAUAUAAUCAUCUAUGUUUACAUUUGCCCUGAAGUUGAACAAGUAAUUAAAAUUUAUUUAGUAGAUCUCACAGUUUUUGGUAAAAGUGUCGGUAAAAUCGGUAAAAUUACUGGAUAUUUCGCCUAGAGGCUAUUUUGUAAUGUAUUAUAAUUGCCAGAAUGUUAUGAAGAUGCUGAAUUUUAAACUACAGUAAACCUUUCUUUUAAAAAAAAAAUUAGAAAAUAAAAUGAUAUUUUUAUGUGGUAUUAUUAAGAUUUAUAUUUAUAUAAAUCUUAAAAGAAUUGAACUAGCUAAAAAUUGGUCAUUUGUAUGAUUAAAAAAAAAGUUAUAAAUGAUAAUAGGUUUGUUUAUAUUUUUGUUUUAUUCAGAGGCCUAGAUCAGGAUUAUUAUAGAAAGUUUAUCUCUGAUCAAAUAAAGAUUUUGGUUUGUAGAUUUAGAAAUAGUAGUGUGAAAUAGAGAUUCUAAGAAGUAGUGUGUUAAGUCUGUAGAAAGCUUUUUCUGGAGAAGAUACUAUAGGAGAAUAAGUACUUUAUUUUAGAAAUUCAUUGAUAUUGCUGAAGAUAAGUGUUUAUUGCCUUUUACCACUUUAAAGUGUAUAACAUUAACAAUGCAAGGUGCUUUACGUGUAUAAGUAAUACUAGUAUAUGUUCUCUUGCUACUGGGCAGAAGUCACUCUAGCUACCUGUUCUGUGAAGCAUUUGAAUUGUAUAUUUAUUGGUACUGUUUUCAUUAUUUUAAUUAUUAUAUUAUUGUUUCGAAUUUGAUGAAAGAAGUUAUGGAUAUGCUAAUUGUUAAAUGAAAUUGUUAUUUAAUUGAAGGUUGAAACUCCCUUAUAUUUAAGUAUACAUACACUGUAUAUAUGAAAUAAAACACAAAGGUGGUAGUUGAUUUGUUUCAAACUCUACUGGAAAAGUAACUGGCUUUUAUACUUUUCAACUGUUUCAAUCUUUCAAUAGCCAGGAUUUAUACUAAAAUUAAUCUUGUCAUUGAUAUGUUGGAGAUUUUCAGUGAUAGACGUCAGUAGAUACAAACGUCAGAGCUUGCCCUUUCCAAUAAUAUAAUAUCUAAGAAAAAAUAAAUAAAGUUAAAUUGCUUCAAAAAUUUAAUUAAUUACCGUGACAAAUAUUUUUCCACCGUGAUUCAAAGAUCAUAAAAUUACACAACAAUUUAAUAUGGAAAUCUGUACAAACUCUCGAUUGUCAAAAUCUGUAAUUCAGCUAAAUCUGAAUUGUUUCAGAAAUAGCAGCUUAUAAUUGACCUAAGCCCCACCUUCGAUAUUGUUGCUAAGGUCCCCACAAAACGGCAGUGUAAAAACAUACGUACACAGAGACUGUACACCUGUGUUUGUGGGACAACACGCGUUUUUGUGGGACAACACGCGUGUUUGUGGGACAACACGCGUGUUUGUAGGACACACGCACAUUCCUGGCCCAGGUCAGAUAGGCCAGGUGUUAAGUUUAAUUGUAGCACUCCGGAAAGGUCCAUUGAAUUAGAGGGGUUUUUUAAACCAUAACCAGCUAAUUUUAAAGGCUGUGUUACUUAGUUUAUUCAUAACUAUGUCACCUACUAGGGAUAAUGUUUUGAUUGGUCAAUCACUUUUGGUAUUUGUGCAUAUAAGCUUGCAAAUAUUGAUAAUUUUUCAUUCCUGAUGAUGACAUAAUUAAUGUCGAAAUAUUGAAUCCCGACACGAUGGCGUGCAUUUCGAUACUUGGAGUAUGUAUUACACUGUCUUACGCCUAUCUAUUGUGCUAAUUGGUGGAGCUGGCUUAACUCUAACCUUAAACUUCUGUCUCGCUUUCUUUAUGCACUAUGGCAUUUCGGAAGAAUAACCAUUUCCUAUUUUAUAGGAUUCUAACAUUUUUAAGAACUUUACUAGCUUUAAUUUACUUAUAUGUAUGGGAUACAAGGUGCUUGUAAUAAUUGUAUAAUUCCACUAAGUAUUGCUGGUCUUGCUUCUCAUUACCUUACAAAAACGGGUGCGCAUUUUUUAUUGUAAUCUAAUCUAAAUAAUUAGGAUUAUUGGAAUUUCGUAAGCUUGUAAACAUUGUUAUUAGGAUUUGAAAGUGUUUUUUUUUUCCCAACCACGGAAACUAUGAUUGUGUACAAUGAUUCUAAAGCAGAACAGUGACAGGGGAAUUGUAAUUGCAUUUGCUAUAACAAAAUAUUUUACUCGUCCUGUUUGUUUGAAUAUGUGUAUCUUCACAAUGCACAGGUGUAUAUCAGUCGUGAUGCUCUUACGAAGAUGUUCAAAUUUCUCCCGGUUUUCUGCAAAAGUAAAUAAAUUGACGUGGGUAGGGAGGGCAGACGAGAAACAAGUUUAUUUAUUUGAUCUUCGAUUUUACAUAUUCACCCUUCGUUUGUAUUCAACGUUUUAAUUUUAGAAUAAAGAUGAUACUCGUCACUA